UGAAUGUUUGACGCAUGUGUCGGUGCGUUUAGGUGCUAUAGUUAUAAUACACGUUGUUAUAGGGUUGUUGGUAGCUAUGCUUCAUGCCAAACCACCUCCAAUUAAGGAAUGUCCUGAUCCAAAAGAGGGCGAUAUUGAUGAGGAUAACUUUUGGAAGAAUUUGACCGAAGGUGAACUUAUAGAUAUUGACUUGUUUACAGCGUGCGCGAUAGGGGAAUUUGACUAUGUAAAGGAGUUUAUUAACAACGCCAAACCAACAUACGGCACAGACAUUGUAAAUAAUUCAAACAAAAGUGGAUGGACGCCAUUAAUGUAUGUAUGUUUUGUCGGAAAUGAUAAAAUCACAGAGUUACUCAUCCGUGAGGGCGCUGAUGUCUUAUUUGAAGAACAUAAACAUGGAUUUACGCCAUUAAUGCUAGCCUCGAGUUCUGGCAAUAUUUCUCUUGUUAAACGUCUAGUGGAGAAUAAUGCAAGAAUAAAUCAGGAAGAUAAACGUGGUCAGACUGCAUUAUUUUAUGCAGCAGAACAUGGGCAAACAAAUAUUGUUAAAUAUUUACUCAGCAUUAAUGCAGAUGUUCUAAUAAGGCAAAAGGGUACUGGUUACACAGCAUUUAUGGAAGCAGCAAAACAAGGACAUGAAGGAGUUUUCAGUGCUUUCCUAGAGCAUGGAGUGUACUUGGACCUUGUAUGUAACAAAGGCUACACAGCACGUGACUUGGCAAAGCAGUUUAAAUAUGGUGUUAUUGUAAAUAUGAUUGAUAAUCAUUGUUACAAAUUUCCCACACUCAGAUAUGAAGCAGAUUUGAGUGAUUUGGGAAUGGAUGAGAUUAAACAACCGGAUCAAAAAGUUAAUGAGUGGCUGAAUGAUCAAAAUCCUCAUCAUAUUUUUGACGAUAUCCUAUCAGAUAAAUUGUUUGAAAUGCGAUCCCAUGCAAUUGCAAUUGAUGACAGAUUUAAAACAUAUUCUGUGGGGGAAAGCUUCGGAAGAUCAGUGGGUGAUUCAACCAUUGAUGAUUCUGAAAGAACUCCAGUCGGAACUCCUGUAGACAGUGUUUUGCAGCAAUACAUGAUUAUGAAACCUGAUCCAUGUAUAUCUCAAGGACGGUCCCAUCAUGAGCAACCUUCACUAGAAACAUUUUUAAAAAACAUUGGUCUUGAAAAAUAUUUAAAAACAUUCCAAGAUCAGUCUAUUGACUUUGACAUGUUUAUUCAGGAUUUAACCGAAGAAGAUUUUAAAGAACUUGGUAUAAAGUUUGGUCCGAGUAGAAAACUGACACUUGCUAUAAACAAGUGGAAUCAUGAGAAAGGAUGGCAAAAAAAUGGAAGUUUUACAGCACCAGAUGUCGAUAAUCUUAAAUUACAGCUGGCAGAUGCAUAUUCUAAACUACAACAUGAAAUAGAAGCUCGAGCCUCGCUGGAAGCGGAACAAAUGGAGGGUAGAGCAAGAAGAAAUCACACAUAUUUCAUUGUGGAAAAAGUGCUUCGUGCUUGUAAAGACUUGCAGAAUACAAAUAUAACUUUGAAAAAGCACAUUGAAACGUUAAAAACAGCUGCAAAUGAGAAGACGAAAGAAAACUUACAGCCAAAAUUGGAGGAACUACAUAAACAGAUGAGUGAAAAUACUAUAAAUACAGAUAAUAUUACAGAGACAAUCAUUCGAAGAGUCGAAAAGUUGUUAUGCGAAGACGUGACAGAACUCUCUAGCAGUUCAGACUCUCCAGAGUCAUCUUGCACUUCGUUUAGUAAAUCUGAAAGUGGGUCUGGUGUAUAGUCCCGAAAUAUUUACGCGUAUAAACAGAUUUAUCGCAAAACGUGCCUACAGGCUGGGGUGCCAUAACGUUGCAAGACCCGAAUCUCUCCGAAUAAUUUAGACUCGGAAUAAAAAAUUAAGACAAUCGCUAGUAUCGUCAAUAACACAGCGGCAAUUUAUCGCAGAUAACAAUAUAUAAACAUAAAUAUUAACUGAUGCUCGAAAUAAAAAUAGUGCAUAGCUUAUAAGUUACGUUGGACGCUAGAUCACUAUAUAUUUGACAUGUUUAUAAGCUGUUAUUUAUAUAUUUAUUAAUCAAAUCAGAGAGAAAAGAGUUUCCAUUUUAAAAUGUUUAAACAUUUUAUUUUUAAAAGCCUUGAGAUUAUUGUUUUUUAAUUAUGCUCCAUGGGUUUUUCUAGCUGGAUUCUUAUUAUUUAAAGGGAGCCCUAAAACCAUUGUAAAAAAAACUGAUCUGUGCCUCGAAUGGUGAUUUUAUGUGGUAUUUAAUGCCAUUCCAUGCACAGGCGACGACACUUGUCAUCAUGGGAGGUUGGGGCUUAACGCUUUAAUCCAAUCCAAUGACAAAAAAAUUCCUUAAAACAACAACAGGUGUUAAUUGUUCAAAGUCGUUAGCUUAGUAGAGCCCUGGAUUAAUUCAAAUGAUUGAGGACAACAGGAGCAUUUUUUUACUGUCUCGUCUAAAAUGACUGGACGUUCGAAAUUUAUCGAUAUAGAAUCUUGCCGUAGAUUAUUCAUAUCUUUCUUGGGUCUUGUGUUAUUUUAACAAGGAGCAAUGAAUGAAUUAUGUCAUUAAUUCAAUCCUAAAGCUAUUAUAGCGAUAGUUAAGAAGGUUAAGAAUUAAUCCAUAGCCAUCAAUCAUGCAUGGCUUUUGGUUGAAAUAUAGCUACAAGAGCGAAACAAAAGCGAUUUUAGUGAUAAGGAAAUUCAGUUUUGAUGAACAAGAAAACUGAUUUUGUUGCAUAUAAAUUGACGAUUUCAGCAUAUAUUUAGAUGUUUUUCAGGUAGUCCUUUCUAGAUCAGUAAGACCUGAAGUAUAUUUUUCAAGGUAACAUCCAUUUAACCCAGGGUAGCGCUAUUUGAUCUUUGAACAACGUAUUCCUGGAUGAUCCUUACACCCCAUCAUACAGCACAGAAAAGAACUGUGAUCUGAUAAUUGUAUAUUUAGCUACAUUUCACAUGACGUUAUAUUUUAUACAUAUAAUUUGUACAUUAAUAUAAAUUAUAAAAAUAUUUUUAUCAACAAAACGAUGCAAAUCAUGUAUAAAAGCAGACAA
This is a messenger RNA of Dendronephthya gigantea, 3045 nucleotides long. RefSeq names its product ankyrin repeat and SAM domain-containing protein 3-like. Bases 77 to 1771 code for a protein of 564 amino acids. The record is from RefSeq and is a predicted model, not a curated record. The transcript has 12 exons. Gene Ontology annotation, molecular function: protein binding. Lineage: Eukaryota; Metazoa; Cnidaria; Anthozoa; Malacalcyonacea; Nephtheidae.